This is a messenger RNA of Lontra canadensis (Northern American river otter), 1062 nucleotides long. Its product is annotated as transmembrane and coiled-coil domain-containing protein 5B-like. Bases 104 to 1027 code for a protein of 307 amino acids. The record is from RefSeq and is a predicted model, not a curated record. Lineage: Eukaryota; Metazoa; Chordata; Mammalia; Carnivora; Mustelidae. The transcript has 12 exons.
CUCAAUUAGCAAGGAGAUAACAUUUUCUGAAAGUUCUGACAAUCGGUUGGAAAUCUCAGUGGGAACUGAAGAAAUCUCAGUUGGGAAGAGAAGGGAAACCACAAUGGAAGGAGCUGGACGGGACCCACUGGAUAAUGUGCAGGAGAUGAUGGAAAUACCGAAAUUAGAAGUCACAAAACAAAACCUUGACUACCUGAACUCAGACCUUGAAAAGGACCUGCAGAGACUGGAUGAGGCAAAUCAAGUUCUUCUCAGAAAAAUUCAAGAGAAGGAAGAAGCUAUUCAAAGUCUGGAAGGAGAGAUUGUCCUGUCACUAGGACAAGCCAGUGAGAGGGAGGAGUUGAACCAUAUCAAAUCUGAGGAGGAGGAGACCUUGGGGAACCUGGAAUCAGAGACAGUCAAGUUGGAAAAAAGUAACAAGAUUCUGAGCAGGAAUGUGGUGGAGCUUCAGAAGAAGAUUUCAAGGAGAUAUAAGAAGGAUGACCUUAAUAAAGAAACCCUGAAGCCGAUGUUGGCAGAACUGAAGGGGAGACUACAAAAGUCGAUAGAAUCCUGCACAAGGGAAGAGAAGGAACUGCUCCAGAUAGAAAGCGACUACCAAUCUUUGCACCAGCUCUGUAAGGACCAGGCCCACUACAUAAAGAAAUACCAGGGAAUUCUGAGAAAGAUGGAAAAAGAAAAAGAGGUGCUGCUUCUUGAAAAAGAAGUAUUCAAAGCCCAGAACGACUCUUCGCAAAUAGUGAAACCUGGGUCAAUUCUGGUAGAAACCAUCCAAAGCAACAUGGAGAAGACCAUCAUUAAGAAACAGAAGAGAAUCUUUUGGUACAGACAUUUCAGGUGUCUUGUCUUCAUGAUCAUGAUCUUCAUUAGGCUGCUGGGCUAUGCGCUUUUCCACCUGCAGUACAUAAACCCAGACCUUCUUGUGGAUACCCUGCCCAUGGUAAUGAGCAGGGACACCUUGAAGAGGCUGAGGAAGGUCUUAUUUCCCCUCCUCACUCUAGAGGUGGAAGAAGUUCUACCGCAUUAGUCUGAAGUAACAUGGGGGGCUCCACAUGGCCCCCA